Messenger RNA from Oppiella nova, 339 nucleotides. The record is from the annotation of a GenBank genome assembly. Lineage: Eukaryota; Metazoa; Arthropoda; Arachnida; Sarcoptiformes; Oppiidae.
CCUUAUUGUGAGGAUUGUAAUCACAAUUUGUUUUCCCCAAAAUGUGCUGGAUGUCACCGUCCAAUAACUGAUGGAAUACAAGUGAAGGCAAUGGGCAAGACAUGGCACCCCAUGUGCUUUAACUGUACUAACUGUGCCAAACAACUGGGACCUAAUAAAUUCAUCGAAAGGAAUGGCAAACCUUAUUGUGAAGACUGCAAUAACAACCUAUUUUGUCCAAAGUGUGCUGGCUGUCAACUUCCCAUUACUGAUGGAAAUAUUGUCAAGGCAAUGGGCAAGACCUGGCAUCCCAGGUGCUUCCAAUGCACUCAGUGUGCAAUACCUCUCUCACCUAAUAAU